AUGCAAAACCUAUUUCAACAUAAGCAUCAGAGAUUGAUCUUACAGUGUUAUCCCGCGGGGAAAGCAGUGGACAAGAAAGCAAACUCGUCGGAAUUAAGUUAUUUACUAUACUAUGCCUCGUCUAGGCGAGUAAAGUUGGAAAAGGUAAUUACUUUUCUCAAGGAAAGAACCGACAAAGACGCCUAUAGAAACAGAGCAGGUAACUUACAAGUGACAUUACAAAUAGUCAAAGGCUUAAUUGAGAAGUGCUCGGGUAAUUUGAACGUUUUUGCCCAACAGGUAUGUGAUAUCUUACAAACAGUUUUGGACACGCAAGAUGUCGCCCUAUGCAAGAAUGCAAUAAAAACGUUUGCCGUCUUGUGCGAAAAACUGGACGGUCCUUUAUUCACCGGUGAUAAGACAUUCGUACUUAAAUUUACGCAAUUGUCUCAGACAUUCAUUUCAUUCGGAACAAAAAAGACUGGGCCGAAUCAAUAUGAAUGGCAGAUGAUAUCACUUAUGGCAAUUAACCACGUCUCAAAAUGUUUGGGCCAUAGCUCGGCCGUCAGUGGAAAGUUAAUCUCCAUGUCAAUACCAAUGUUAACUCAGGCAAUCAAAAGUAAUAACUCUCAAACUGGGAUUCUAACAAGAUUAAAGUUGAAUGUGAAUGAUGAAUCGGUUGAAGAUAGAAGGCUAUCACGAGUUGUGCUGGCCAAAACUCAGCAAGAUAUUGCUCGACAAAUCGAUGAAGAUUUCGCUAAUGACGCGUUAACUUUGGAUGAUAUCACCGAACAAGCAUACACCUGUAUGGCGGCAUUUUUCAAUACCACUUCAACAAGUCAAAUUUGGGAAGUAACCAAAGCCGUGGUACAAAACAAUAUUGAUAGUCGAGUUGAUUUAGAAUGGGGGAUUACCUUUUUAGAAUUAUGUGUUUCAUGGACUCCAGUUCAGCUAAGAUUCAUCAGUUUAUCCAGUUUACUUUCAACAUUGACUCGGUUAACCAAUGAUGCCAGUAAGAGUGCCAACUACAAUAUUCGAUAUCAAUAUGCUCGACACUUGCUUGGAUUGUUGUCUUCUACAAGAGUCAAUAUGAUUGGUCUUUCCGUAGCCGAUAUUAUCCAACAAUUACUUACUUUACAAACUGACUUGUUCUUAAAGAUCAACAAAUUCACCCGAGAACAAUGUAACACAUUAACUGGAAUAUAUUCGGAUUGUAUGUGUAACUUGGCUACCCAUAUUUAUUAUCAUGAUCAAGUCCCUGAUUCGAUUCAGGAAAUCUUAUCCAAAGUUGAUGGUGUUUUGGCUGAUUCAUUUACCAAUGAAAAUCAAUUGACAACAUAUACCGGCGAACAAGUAUUUGAUUUAAUCAUUCAAUUGCUUGAUAAUAUCACUAAGAUUUUCCAAAUAUUGAAAUCAAGCUCGAGUACAAUCAGUCGUAAUCAUGUUACGUUGGAACAUUGGGAUAUCAGUUUGGGAAUUUUGGCUCCUCAUCAAGAAUUUCCCGAGAAGCAUACAAUUUUAACUGACGACCAUAUCAAUACCAUUCAAUUAAAAUUCUUGGAAGUAUUUGAUGAUUUCUUAAAUAAUGAAUUGGCAGUACAACAAAAAUUUGAUUCUACACAUGAACAAUCUAGUCCCAGAGAUUCAGUGGAAAGUCUUAACAACAGUAAUGAUGAAGGAAAUGAUUAUUUGACACCAAAUAUCAACCAAUACAUCUUUGAGCAACAAAACUUCAUAAGUCAUUUCUUGAUGUAUGUGGAUAAAUUUUUGGACAAUAAUGUUAUGGGUGAUAACUUAAAAGUCAUCACCACUUUGGUAAAGGUCGUCAAGAACAUGGUUAACAUCCUCGGAUUAAAUCUAUUAAGUAACUUCAUUCCAUUUUUCCAUCAUUGGCAAUUGAAUACAAAGAAUGCCCUUGAAGUUGCCCAUAUUCAGAAAUUUAAAGAUACAUUUGCAUACAUUGUGUUUUAUUAUAUCGUGGAAAGUUUGGAUGGUCAGUACAGUAUCCUUGAGGAUUAUUGCAGAACUUCCAAAUUGUUCCAACAAUUAUUUGAAGGGAUUGAAUACAGAAAGAAACAUAAACUUUGGAUUUACGGAAUCGGUAGUAUUCCUACUGAAUUUGAUAAUGCCAAUGGUAACAAAAAUGGAGUUUCCACUGAUGAUAUCAUCAUUUUCAGAAUCAAGAAAAGUGAUAUUGAAGCAUUCGCAUGCGAGAGCAACUUUUUGAUUCAAUGGCUAUACCCAUUAAAGCCCCUCAUUACAGAAAUUGACAAGGCUUUAAUUGGAACAGGAGAAUCCAGAAACAAUGAUCUUGAAUUUGCAAUGCCAAUAUCUCCUUCAUUACAACCUGAAUAUGACCAAUCGUCACCAAGAAUUGCCUCUGUCUCGCCAACUAGUGCAUCAUUCAAUUCCGAGAAGGGGUUGUAUACCGGGUUAGGGCUUGGAACAGCUGGUGAUAUAACAUCAAUCCAUAAUGAGAUUUACCAAAAUAGCCAAAGAUCUCAUCAAAAACGUACAGACCAUAAUUCGUUCUUGGCCCCUGUCAAUGGAAAUGGAUUCGGAGGACUGGCAGGUGGAGAUUUUUCAUCCCUUUAUACAUCCGACAGUAAAGGUUUUGUACGGGUGUCCGAUUUAAGAGAGGUGAUAUCUUCAAACACCAGUUUAAGGAGACCAAGUUUCCAAUUGAACGAUCAUGCUACUAAACAUGCUAGUCCAGGAUCAGUUUUAACUAGGAACAUAAUGACUACGCACGUGGAUUCUAUACUAGAUGAAUUGGACAGUGAAGAUGAUUCUGCAGUUGUUGUUUAG
Messenger RNA from Spathaspora passalidarum NRRL Y-27907, 2787 nucleotides. RefSeq lists its product as uncharacterized. Gene Ontology annotation, cellular component: plasma membrane. Bases 1 to 2787 code for a protein of 928 amino acids. Lineage: Eukaryota; Fungi; Ascomycota; Pichiomycetes; Serinales; Debaryomycetaceae. Gene Ontology annotation, biological process: protein localization to plasma membrane. The transcript has a single exon. The record is from RefSeq and is a predicted model, not a curated record.